This is a messenger RNA of Macroventuria anomochaeta, 1109 nucleotides long. RefSeq lists its product as uncharacterized. The transcript has 2 exons. The record is from RefSeq and is a predicted model, not a curated record. NCBI's taxonomy places the organism in Eukaryota, Fungi, Ascomycota, Dothideomycetes, Pleosporales, Didymellaceae. Bases 312 to 1010 code for a protein of 232 amino acids.
GGUAAGCACCUCUUAGCGCCUGUGAAAAGUCUAGGCCAUGUCGAUGAGGAUUCUUUAUGAGCGACUAUACUCCAGGUGUCGACACACGCUCGCAGCAUACGUGCUGAAUCUGCCACGUGCCAAAGCCUGUCAGAUUUGGGCUUGAAGCAGCGAGCUGCGCAAUUGCCUAUUCGAGGAAUCCAUGGGUGAAAAAUGUUCUCAGCUAUCGCACCCCGCUAGACGGCCAUCAGCCUCUUUCAUCUUGGCGUACAUGGUUAGGUCAACAGAAUCCGCUAACAGGCCCGCUGAUAGCGCCGUGAGUAGGAGUGAAGAUGGAGGCCAGCUCAUAUAAUCUACGAAUCUGGGACUUCCCAUCCACACUAUUCACUUCAAAAAUGGCACCAACAAAUCUGUCCUCGCCAGCAGAAGUCUCUGAACAAAUCAGCGAGACUACCGCGCCAAAGUCUCCUCUCGUCUCCCUCCCAGCAGAACUUCGAAACAUAAUCUGGGCACUCGUAUUGGGCGAAAAAACGUUCGACAUCAAGUGCGAAGUGCGCAUCCCCUGGGGCACCACAACCACAAACCUCACCAUCCAAAAGCACUAUCUCUCGCUCCUUCGAACAUGCCGCCAAAUACACUCAGAGACCCGACUCCUCCCAUUCAAACUCAACAUCUUCCAGUUCAAAAGCGAAGACGCCUUCAAGCCAUGGCUGAACAAGUUCGAUCAGGCGCAACGGGCUGCUAUCACGGAGGUAAGGCUUAUGACGUGGAAGGCGAAACAUAUGGUUGAGAGUAGCGGGUUUGUGCCGAGGAGGUUGGGGGAUGUUUUUCCUGUCGAGAUGUGUGCGGGGUUGAGGAAAGUGCGUGUGGAGGUGAGGUAUACGGGGGUGGUGAGGGAGUGUGGUAAGUGGGAGUGUGGUGGGAACGAGCUGGAGGAUAGGGAUUGGGCGGAGCAGGAAGGGAGGUUGAGGUUGAGGUGGACGAGGCGCGAUCCCAGGUUGGUUGUUAGUUUUGAAAGGGUUGCGGUAUGAAGAAGACGUCGGUCGCUUUAUCAACUGAGAGAAAGGCUUGUCUCUCCUCAGGUCAAUUUGUCUCACUGGUUGAAAGUUUUGAACGGAUGAGAGAGCGGG